AUGGCUUUACUUCAAUAUCAUGCACCGGUGGAUUACGCCGCCCAGUUGGAUGCUUUCAAGGAUUUUUUGAAGCAUUUCAAGACUCUCCAGUCGACCUCCGAGGCUGCUGCGACCGAGGCCCUCGAGGACCUGAAUAUCGAUGGUAACCGCACCAGUGAUGAGUACGAUUUCAUGGAUGAUGUGGAAGAUGAGGGCGCUACAACUCGUGGAGCAAGGAGGCGCCGGGAGCCUAAGCUCAAGUAUAUGCAAAUUUUGCAGGACAUCGCCAAUCGAGAUGUCGCACACAUCUUGAUUGAGCUGGAUGAUGUUGAGAUUUUCGAGAAAGCUCUGCCUGAGGAGCAGCAAGACAUGAAGCUGGUCGAGUCCAUUCAGAAAAACACCAAGCGCUAUAUCGAUGUUUUCUCGCAAGCGGUGGAUGCGAUUAUGCCCAAGGAGACUAAGGAUGUUACGUUCAAGGAUGAUGUCCUGGACGUGAUCAUGUCGCAGCGUGACAAGCGCAACGAAACGAUGGAAAUGGCCGCAGAGGCUGAUAUGGACGCCGCUGCUACCGCAAGCAUGUUCCCCCCGGAGCUGACCCGCCGAUACACCCUCAACUUUAAGCCAAUCACUCCCUCUGGAUCCAGCAGCGACCGUGGUGGAAAGGCGCUUGCUGUUCGCAACGUUCGUGGUGAGCAUCUGGGUAGCCUAAUCACUGUGCGCGGUAUUACAACCCGUGUCUCCGAUGUCAAGCCCGCAGUUCAGAUCAAUGCCUACACUUGCGAUCGAUGCGGAUGUGAAGUUUUCCAGCCCAUCACCACUAAGCAGUUCCUUCCUCUUUCCGAGUGUCUGUCAGAGGACUGCAAGAAGAACAACUCCAAGGGUCAGCUGUUCCUCUCCACCCGUGCAUCCAAAUUCGUUCCAUUCCAAGAGGUCAAGAUCCAAGAAAUGGCCGACCAGGUUCCUGUUGGUCACAUUCCUAGAACGUUGACUAUCCACUGCCACGGAGCCCUGACCCGUUCUCUGAACCCUGGUGAUGUUGUUGACAUUGCCGGUAUCUUCCUGCCCACCCCUUACACUGGUUUCCGUGCCAUUCGCGCUGGUCUGUUGACCGAUACCUACCUCGAGGCACAGCACAUCACCCAGCACAAGAAGUCCUACCAGGACAUGGGUAUGGAUGCCCGCACCCUGCGCAAAAUCGAGCAGCACCAGAACUCGGGUAACAUGUACGAGUACCUUUCUCGGUCCAUUGCUCCUGAGAUUUACGGUCACCUUGACGUGAAGAAGGCUCUGCUUCUUCUCCUGAUCGGCGGUGUCACCAAGGAGAUGGGUGACGGUAUGCACAUUCGUGGUGAUAUCAACAUUUGCCUGAUGGGUGACCCUGGUGUUGCCAAAUCUCAAUUGCUUCGAUACAUUACUAAGGUCGCCCCUCGUGGUGUGUACACCACUGGUCGUGGUAGCAGUGGUGUCGGUCUUACUGCUGCGGUCAUGCGAGACCCAGUUACCGAUGAGAUGAUGCUGGAGGGAGGUGCCCUGGUUCUUGCCGACAAUGGUAUCUGCUGUAUUGAUGAGUUCGAUAAGAUGGAGGACGGCGAUCGCACUGCUAUUCACGAAGUUAUGGAACAACAGACUAUCUCUAUUUCCAAGGCUGGAAUCACCACCACCUUGAAUGCCCGUACUUCCAUCUUGGCUGCUGCUAACCCUCUCUACGGACGAUACAACCCCCGUAUCUCCCCCGUCGAGAACAUCAACCUUCCCGCCGCUCUUCUCUCUCGUUUCGAUGUCAUGUUCCUGCUCUUGGAUACUCCAUCCCGGGAUACUGAUGAGGAACUGGCCUCUCACGUAACCUACGUCCACAUGCACAACAAGCACCCCGAAACCGAGGAUGCGGGUGUCGUGUUCACUCCUCACGAGGUCCGUCAGUACAUUGCCAAGGCACGCAGCUUCCGCCCGAUUGUGCCUUCCAAUGUCUCCGACUACAUGGUCGGUGCCUAUGUGUCUAUGCGUAAGAGACAGAAGAAGGACGAGGCCCGUCGCCAGCAGUUCUCGCACGUCACCCCUCGUACCCUGUUGGGUAUUGUUCGUCUCUCGCAGGCGCUGGCCCGUCUCCGAUUCAGCGAGGAGGUUGUCCGCGAGGAUGUUGAUGAGGCCCUGCGUCUCAUCGAGGUUAGCAAGGCUUCGCUCUACAACGACGGUGAAUCUGGAGCCGAUCACACCCCUACCAGCAAGAUCUACACCCUGAUCCGUAGCAUGUGGGAGAGUGGUGCUGCUGUGAUUGAUGAUGAUGAAGAUAAUGCCAUGAGCAUUCGACGUAUCCGUGAGCGUGUGCUUGCCAAAGGCUUUACCGAUGAUCAACUCACCACUGCUCUCCACGAGUAUGUGGAAGCGAACGUCUGGCAACUCUCUGCCAAUGGCGCACGUCUUGUCUGGGUCAUUGCGGAUGAUGAUAUGAUGGGUUGA
Molecule: messenger RNA, 2436 nt
Organism: Penicillium malachiteum
Lineage: Eukaryota; Fungi; Ascomycota; Eurotiomycetes; Eurotiales; Aspergillaceae
Product: DNA replication licensing factor MCM7
Exons: 4
Coding region: 1-2436 (811 amino acids)
Biological process (GO): DNA replication; double-strand break repair via break-induced replication; DNA strand elongation involved in DNA replication
Cellular component (GO): nucleus; MCM complex
Molecular function (GO): single-stranded DNA helicase activity; ATP binding; ATP hydrolysis activity
Source: RefSeq, a predicted model, not a curated record